AUGAAGUUUCCCUUUAAGAAAGCCGUGCCAAUAUACAAAUCGUCGGACUUUCGUUGGUCAGCGGACGGGCUGACCUGGUACUAUCGCCGCGAUAGAUACCCGCGUUGUAGAGUUGUUGCCGUACUACUUGCUGAGUAUGCUUUACGAGAGCUUUUACAGCGAGAAGAAGGUGUUGAAAUUGAGCUGAAGGCAUUGCGGAAAGCAGCAGCUAGUGAAACCGAGAAUCCCAGGACUCAAGAACUGGUCGGCGAACUAGAAGAAAUUCAACGCAUUUUACCCCAGCAUGAAUAUACGCUCUACCGGGAGGAGUCUAUGCUUGGAUAUGAUCCGAGGCGUGCAUAUGAUGUCCUAGGGCAAGACGAUAUGUGGAUUGCUCUGAUCGAUUUGGAUGUUGUAGUCGGGGCUGUGGUUGUUGCAAACGAAGAUCCGCAUCGAAAAGGCCAAAUGGCAGGGGCCAUUGUACCUCAGAGUGUUGGUGCUGUGCAGAGCACCGGGGCUUCAAACUUUCAGACAACGACAAGAAAAAUAUCAGAGAUGAUUUGGCUACGCGGUUGUGCAUCACCAAUUUGUCAUUUACAGCAAUGA
Messenger RNA from Penicillium malachiteum, 585 nucleotides. RefSeq lists its product as uncharacterized. Bases 1 to 585 code for a protein of 194 amino acids. Lineage: Eukaryota; Fungi; Ascomycota; Eurotiomycetes; Eurotiales; Aspergillaceae. The transcript is spliced from 2 exons. The record is from RefSeq and is a predicted model, not a curated record.